AUGCAGAUGGAGGAGCCGGGUGUCUCGGCCGCAGAUGGGGACGGGAGCGGGGAAGCCGAGGAGACAAACCGAGACAGCCGCAAGGCACCUCCAGGAGAGGAGCUGGUCCAUGCCCUGCAGGUACCUGCAGUGCCCCAUGCUGCCCCUGCCCUCUUCACCACGCAGAUCUCCAUGAAGACCCUCAUGGGGAAAACCAUCACCCUCGAGUCUGAACCUUCUGAUACUACAGAAAAUGGAGAAGCAAAGAUCCAGGAUAAAGAGGGCAUCCCUCCAGAUCAGCAGGAAGAAGAAGACAAAGAAGAAGAAGAAGAAGACAAAGAAGAAGAAGAAGAAGAAGAAGAAGAAAAGAAGAAGAAGAAGAAGAAGAAAAGAAGAAGAAAAAGAAGAGAGAUGAAGAAGAAGAAGAAGGAGUCUUACACUACUCCCAAGAAGAACAAGCAUAAGAGAAAGAAGGUUAAGCUUGCAGUGCUCAGGUACUACAAGGUGGAUGAGAACAGCAAGAUCAGCCACCUGCACCAGGAGUGCCCCUCAGAGGAGUGUGGGGCUGGACUCUUCAUGGCCAGGCACUGA
Messenger RNA from Agelaius phoeniceus (red-winged blackbird), 570 nucleotides. The record is from RefSeq and is a predicted model, not a curated record. Lineage: Eukaryota; Metazoa; Chordata; Aves; Passeriformes; Icteridae.